This is a messenger RNA of Alnus glutinosa, 1195 nucleotides long. Its product is annotated as mitotic spindle checkpoint protein MAD2. Gene Ontology annotation, cellular component: nucleoplasm; kinetochore; cytoplasm. Lineage: Eukaryota; Viridiplantae; Streptophyta; Magnoliopsida; Fagales; Betulaceae. Bases 291 to 914 code for a protein of 207 amino acids. Gene Ontology annotation, biological process: mitotic spindle assembly checkpoint signaling. The record is from RefSeq and is a predicted model, not a curated record. The transcript is spliced from 7 exons.
UCAGCAUCCUAACCCUAAUCUUUUGGCAACUUUUUCGAUCCAACCCAUUUUGAUUCUUCUUUGAUUGAACAAAACCCUCCUCUUUGAUCCAAGAAUUAAUAGAACUUUCACCCAUUUUUUGAGCUUUUGACGAUAGAACAAAACCCUUCCCUUAUCCUAGAAAUAGAACUUACACCAUUUUAUUUUCUCCAUCAAAUUGGGAAAAGAAACCCAUAAUCUGUGCGUUUGAUCUUUGUUUCAACAAAUCUUGAUUUUUCUUUGCCAAAAGAUUUAUACCCAAAAAGGUGGUUAUGGCUUCAAGAACAGUCGCUAAAGAUAUUAUCACCCUUCGUGGUUCAGCGGCAAUUGUCAGCGAGUUUUUUGGGUAUGCUGCAAACAGUAUUCUCUACAAUCGCGGAGUUUAUCCGGAAGAGAGUUUUGUGAAGGUGAAAAAAUAUGGGCUUCCGAUGUUGCUUACUCAGGAUGAAGGUGUCAAAUCCUUCAUUGCCAACUUAAACGCUCAGCUUUCGGAAUGGCUAGAAGCUGGAAAAUUACAGAGGAUUGUUCUUGUAAUAAUGAGUAAGGCUUCCAAUGAGGUCCUAGAAAGGUGGAACUUCAGCAUUGAGACCGAUAGUGAAGUCGUCGAGACGGGCGUCUCAAGGGAGAAGAGUGACAAGGCAAUCAUGAGAGAGAUUCAAGCUAUCAUGCGGCAGAUUGCUUCAAGCAUUACCUAUUUGCCAUGCCUAGACGAACCCUGUGUUUUUGAUGUGUUGGCAUAUACUGAUAAAGAUGUUGCAGUCCCAUUCACUUGGAUUGAGAGUGACCCCAAACUUAUAGCUAAUCCACAAAUGGUCAAAUUGCAUUCCUUUGAUACCAAGAUUCACAAGGUUGACACUCUUGUUUCGUACAAGAACGAUGAAUGGGACGAGCAGUAGAGGGGGAGGGAGGGAGCAGUCAUUCAUUCACUCACCACUCGUUUCUGUUCUGUUCUAUUUUGUGGUUCCUGCUUGGCUUGAGUGUAUGUUGUGUGAAUCUUUUAUUCACAUUUUGUAGAAAAAUGUCCAUGUGUGUGGCCGUGUAAACAUGGACUAAAGAAGACUCGUUUGUCGCACCAUUGAUGAUAUUCAGUUUUUGAAUCGUGUUUGUAGUAAGGGAACUUCAACUGUCUUUGGUAUGAGAGAGACUCAUCGUCAGUGUUGGCAACAAGCGCCAUACA